This is a messenger RNA of Drosophila takahashii, 986 nucleotides long. Its product is annotated as probable palmitoyltransferase ZDHHC24. The record is from RefSeq and is a predicted model, not a curated record. NCBI's taxonomy places the organism in Eukaryota, Metazoa, Arthropoda, Insecta, Diptera, Drosophilidae. Gene Ontology annotation, molecular function: palmitoyltransferase activity.
UACAAAUUAUAUUUGUUACUAAUUUUUCUGUCAAGGCUCUUCUCAUAAAUGGUUCGAUUUCGAGGGGCUUUAAGAGCUGCUUGCUGUUGGAGUCGCAGGAUGUGUUUUCGCGUCGAGGAGGGGAUCCUUCGUUUUACUGAAAAACAUCGCGAGAAAUUCGUGGGCUUAGUUCAUCCCUUUUCGGCAUUAUUUCUGCUCGGUCUGAUUGGAUUUCUCACCGUCUACGAAUUGUACUACGUCCUGCCGUUAAUAACCGAUCCCCAGGGGAUAUGGCACAAGUUCAACUGGCUGCUGGGAAUUUAUGUUGUCUUUAAUAUACUGGGAAAUUGGUGGCUCGGCUUUGUGAGGAAUACCUCUGUGGAAAGUCUGCCGGCGAAACGACAACAUCCUGCGGUGGGUGAGGCCCACCUGUGGCACUAUUGCACCACCUGCCAAAAGCUAGUGCCACCGAGGUCCUGGCACUGCCGAUUGUGCAACCUGUGUAUCCUAAAGCGGGAUCAUCACUGCACUUUCACGGGAAAUUGCAUUGGGCAUACAAAUCAACGGUAUUUCCUCGGCUUCCUGUUUCACCUCACUUUGGGCAGCGGUCAGGCCCUCGUCUACAAUGCCCUUUUGACCUGGGAGAACAAGGCCUUUAUGGUCUCCGAUCCUCUGCUUUUGCUGGCCCAGGAUCACCCACAGGAUGCUGAAUUUGAAUGGCAGUACACCGUGGCCGCCAUCUUUAAACUGAGUUUGUUCCUCUUCAUGGUUCCCCUGGGCAUGUUUGCCCUGCAAAUACUGAUGGUCCAGAGGAACAGCACCUGCUAUAUGAUAUUGGACCGCAGCUACGAUGUCGGCUGGCGGCGAAACUUUGACUUGGUCCUGGGAAAAAGACGCUUCUGGAUAUUCCUAUCGCCUACCAUUAAAAGUCCUCUGCCCACCGAUGGCACUCAGUGGAUACAAAAGUAUAUGGUUUAAAAAAAAUAAAUCUAUAUAGUCGGCUGUCA